This is a messenger RNA of Lasiodiplodia theobromae, 2523 nucleotides long. RefSeq names its product Ap-3 adaptor complex subunit beta protein. The record is from RefSeq and is a predicted model, not a curated record. Gene Ontology annotation, biological process: vesicle-mediated transport; intracellular protein transport. The coding region runs from base 1 to 2523 and encodes 840 amino acids. Lineage: Eukaryota; Fungi; Ascomycota; Dothideomycetes; Botryosphaeriales; Botryosphaeriaceae. The transcript is spliced from 3 exons. Gene Ontology annotation, cellular component: membrane coat; AP-3 adaptor complex.
AUGGAGUCCAUGACGAGGAUCUCGAGCAUGCUGGAGACGGCCCGCGACCUGACUCUCGAAGCCGCCCGCGAUGCCAGCGCCGUCCGCCGAACCUCUACUCGCCCGCUGCCUCCCGACCAGCUCAAGAAGCUCCUCGAUUCGCGCCAUGACCGCGAGGUGCUGGAGGGCCUGCGGCGCGUCAUAUCCAUGGCGUACCACAACCAGCACACGUUGCCCUUCUUCUCCGCCGUGAUCAAGAACAUCGCGUCCCCCAACAUCGAAAUAAAGAAGCUGGUCUACAUCUUCCUUCUACACCAUGCCGAGUCCGAGCCCGACACAGCUCUCCUCUCCAUCAACACCAUCCAGAAGUCUCUCUCCGACUCGAGCCCUCAGGUGCGCGCCCUCGCGCUGCGGGUCAUGUCCGGCAUCCGCGUGCCCGUUAUCAGCCAGAUCGUGUCUCUCGGCAUCAAGAAGGGCGCCGGCGACAUGAGCCCGUACGUGCGCAAGGCCGCCGCUCUCGCCAUCCCCAAGUGCUACCGGCUGGAUCCCAACACCCUGCCGCAGCUGAUCGAGUACCUAUCGACGCUCCUAGGCGACAAGCAGUACUACGUCGCCGGCGCCGCCGUGUCGGCCUUCCUCGAGGUGUGCCCGGAGCGGAUAGACUUGAUUCACCCACACUACAGAGGCCUGAUACGGAAGUUGGUGGACAUGGAUGAAUGGGGGCAAUUAGCUACACUAAGGCUUAUGACUAUCUACGCGCGCAAGUGCUUUCCACGGCGGACGCGGAGGGUCAGGAAAAGCAAUGGAGGCAGCAAGCCCAAACCCACCAAGGGAUUCUACGACGAAUCCAGCGACGAGGAGGAGGAAGAGCCCGUGGAUCCGUCAGAAUUGGAGGAGGUAGUGGUGCUGGAUGCAGACCUGGAAUUCCUCCUCCGCUCGCUGACGCCGCUCCUUCAAUCCCGCAACUCUGCCGUCAUUGUCGCCGUUGCACGCUGCUACCUGCACCUGGGCACCUCAACCUACCUAGACGCCGCCGUCGGUCCGCUCGUAUCUCUUCUCCGCUCGUCACCGGACGUACAGCUGAUCGCGCUGCACAAUGCAGUGCGCGUGUGCAUGGCGCGACCGGAGGCGUUCGUUCGCUACACCUCGCACCUGCUGCUGCGCAGCACCGAUGCGCCCCAAAUAUGGCGGCUGAAGCUCGAGAUGCUUACCUUGAUCUUUCCGCAUGCGCCGCACCAUCUUCAAAGUCUCAUCCUCGCGGAACUCGCGCACUUCACCGGCGGCCAUGACGCAGGGCUGGUGCGCGAAGCCGUCCGCGCGAUAGGACGCUGCGCGCAGCGCACGCAAGAUGCCAAAGUCGCGGCACGCUGCAUGCGGCUACUCCUGUCCCAAAUAUCGUCGCCGGACGCCCGCCUGGUCGCAGAAGCGCUGGAGGUGGUCCGACACCUGAUUCAGCGCGAUCCGGAGGCGCACCGCGGCACCGUAAUCAGGCUGGCCAAGAACCUCGACACGGCCGCCAGCCCGGCGGCGCGCGCCAGCAUCAUCUGGCUGGUCGGCGAGUUCUCAGGCAUGGAUCCGGCCAACAACAUCGCCGCCGACGUGCUGCGCAUCCUGGCCAAAGGCUUCGCCAACGAGGCCGAGGAGAGCAAGCUCCAGAUCCUGCUGCUGGCCGCCAAGGUGUACCUGCAACACCUGCUGCUCAACCCGCCGCCCGCGCCGGCAGAAAAGCCUGCCGACGACGACCAGCAGCCCGCUACUACACCCCUCGCGCUGCCCGAGGAAGAAGGCGGCUUCCGGGAAUACAACGACGCGCUGCCCGCGCAGCCAGAAGAAGACCAAAAACAACAGCAGCAACAAUCCCACCCCAUCCCGCUCCUCUACAACCACAUCCUCCUCCUCACCCGCUACGACACAUCGUACGACCUGCGCGACCGCGCCCGCCUCUACCGCACCCUCCUCGCCGUGCCCUCGUCGACCGAGCUCGCCACCCUCCUCCUCCUCGCCCCCAAGCCCGUCCCGCACGCCCCCUCGCCGUCCGAGUCGCGCGCGAGCUACACCCUCGGCUCCGCGAGCCUCGUCAUCGGCGACGAGGGCGGCGUCGUCGGCACCGGCCUGCGCGGCGGCGAGGCGCUGCUCCCCGACUGGGUGCGCGAGGGCGAGGAGCCCGAUCCGCGGCUCCGCGAGGAGAAGGUCGGCGCGGCGGCCGAGUACAGUGGCGGCUACAGUGGCGAAUCCGUCGUGCCGGCCAAGGUCGUGCCUGCGGGCGAGGCGCUGGAUCGCGCGGUCAAGGAGACGGGUGGGUUUGGGGUUGGAGGGGGGAUUGGGGGAGUGGGGAAGCAGAAUGGAGUCAAGGAGAAGACGCUGGACGAUUGGCUGGCGGAGGAUGAGGAUGAAGACGAGGAAAGUGAAGAAGAGGAAAGUGAAGAGGAUGACGAGAGCGAGGAAGAGGAAACGGAUGAGGAAGAAGAUGACGAUGAAGAAGGCGAGACGGAAGAAGAGACGGAAAGUGAGGACGAGGGGGAAAGAGGGCGAUUGGUGAAAUGA